Molecule: messenger RNA, 261 nt
Organism: Beauveria bassiana ARSEF 2860
Lineage: Eukaryota; Fungi; Ascomycota; Sordariomycetes; Hypocreales; Cordycipitaceae
Exons: 2
Coding region: 1-261 (86 amino acids)
Source: RefSeq, a predicted model, not a curated record
AUGGCUGUCGUAAUCAAGUUCGUACUGUGCGCUCUCUUAGCCUCGGGAGCCCUAGGUCUUCCUGGUGAGUACCUAGGUGAUCGACCUCGUAGCAGGCACAAACUGGACCUGGAGCUCUUGGGAAGAGACAGGCCGAAGAACAAACUGGACCCGGAGCAUUUGAGAAAAGCUAGCUUGAAGUACAAGCUAGGCCUGGGUUACUUGGAAAGUGAACCCUCUGCGCUUGCAGUUUUCGCGCUCACCAAGACUGAGGCAGCAUAG